GUCGAGGCGUUCAGCGAGCAAGGACUCACGGCUAUCUACGCCUAGAACCAGUGCUCCUGUCCUCUCUCCCCCAGAUGACCUUUCAAGUCUUUCUGUGAGCAGAGAACCAGCGUUGUCUACAUCUGGGAACAGUCUUCCGGCGCCUCCAGAUGCAGUUUCAACCCCGACGGCUGAAACGCAGCUGGACGAGAAGAACAAGGCUGCUUCUUGUGCGCAGGAGCUUUGGGACGAAGCCUACGACCAAUUGAAGAUUGAAGAGACAAGGUUAUUGCAAAUGUACGAAGUGAUUCUGUCAAACAGGAUCAACGACCCCAACUUUCAGCCGUCUGGUGGAAUCGAUGUAAACAUCAUCGGGACGGGAGAUGAACGACGGGCCCAACUACUGCAGGUGAUCGACGCGGCCCAGAGGAAGAGGCAGACAGAGGCUAGAGUCAAAGAGAGAAUGGGAGAAGGAUUGGAAAUCGUCAACUCCGUCAGAUACAUCAUAACCGCAGCAGUCCAGGCCGCACCGCAGGCGGCUCUUCCAUGGUCCCUUGUGACUAUGUCUCUGGAUGUUCUGCAAAAUCCACUGAAGCAACAUCAAAGGAUUACCGAGGGGAUAUCCUAUACCACGAAGCGGAUGGAGUGGUAUUGGAGUUUGUCGAAUGACCUAUUCGAUCGAGCUGGAUCCGCCAAUCCUGGCAUCACGCCUAAUAUGCGAACUGCCUUACUCGCCCGACUUAGGGAGCUCUACAAGAAGAUAAUACUAUUCCAGGUCAAGUCAAUCUGCUCAUACUACCGCAACCGUGGGCUACAGUUGCUCCGCGAUGUUGCCAUGGUUGACGAUUGGGAAGAGAGUCUGAAAGAGAUUCGAGUUCUCGAACAAGAGUUUCAAAACGACUGUACCGCCUACAUGGGUCUGGAGAGGACCAGUCUGAGCCGUCAAAUCAAGGACUGUCUCGAGAAUCUUAUUGCUUUGCAAGUCAAGGAUCUAGAGCAGCAGGACCGAGACUGUUUGAGAGAUCUGUAUAUCACCAAUCCGCGGGACGACAGGAAGCGCCUCCUGGAUGCAAAAGGCGGGCUUUUACCGGAUUCGUUCGAUUGGGUAAUGAAGAGUGCCACGUUCCAACAGUGGCACAGAGAAAAACAGACCAAUCUUCUCUGGAUCAAAGGGGAUCCUGGAAAAGGAAAGACCAUGAUAAUCUGUGGCCUCUGCGAAGAAUUGGAGAACAUGGCGCCUUACCCAGAUCUGGUUUCAUACUUCUUUUGCCAGGGCACUGAUCCGAACUUCAACAGCGCCACUGCUGUUUUACGCGGCUUGAUUUAUCUCCUGGCCAUACAAAGACCGUCCCUUAUCAGCCAUCUGCAGGAGGAGUACAAGAUUGUCGGAAGCAGAGCCCUCUUCGAUGGACUCAAUGCCUGGGUCACGUUAUCGGGCAUAUUCCGAAGAAUGCUACAAGAUCCGGCCUUGGAGAGUGCCUGCCUGGUACUUGAUGCCUUGGAUGAGUGUGAUUCCGGCCGCAAAUACCUUUUGGAUCUCAUUGUUGAAAGCACUUCAGUCGCGCCUCACGUCAAAUGGGUCCUCUCGAGCCGGAACUUCCCUGAUAUUGAAGCCAAAAUGACCAAGUGUCAAACGGCUGUUGUGAUCGAUCUCGAGAUGAACGAAGGGCAUGUUACGGACAGCGUUGACGCAUACGUUCGCGCAAAGAUACAGCAACUCAAUCUCAUCCAAGACAAUGAGGAACUCCACACAAAAUUGCAUCGUGCCAUUAUCGAGAAAU
Molecule: messenger RNA, 1760 nt
Organism: Trichoderma citrinoviride
Lineage: Eukaryota; Fungi; Ascomycota; Sordariomycetes; Hypocreales; Hypocreaceae
Exons: 2
Source: RefSeq, a predicted model, not a curated record